This is a messenger RNA of Cajanus cajan (pigeon pea), 2243 nucleotides long. Its product is annotated as calcium-dependent protein kinase 32. The record is from RefSeq and is a predicted model, not a curated record. Gene Ontology annotation, biological process: protein phosphorylation. Gene Ontology annotation, molecular function: calcium ion binding; protein kinase activity; ATP binding. Lineage: Eukaryota; Viridiplantae; Streptophyta; Magnoliopsida; Fabales; Fabaceae.
CAGUGACAGAGGCGCACACGUCAGGCGUUGCCCAAAAAUAAAAGGCAAGAGCGGAGGAAGAUUGCACACAUGACAAAAUUGGAAAGAGCAGGUCAUGGUGCCACCUUUUCUAGGGAGAGACAAAAAUUCAAAACCGAUCCCAUUAUAUUAAAGAGAGAGAAAUAGAAAAGAAAGAGGGUUCGGCACAACUAACCAAACCAAGAAGAAGAAGAGAAGGAGAAGCCGGACCCCAACCGUCCGCGUUUUAUCUUUCACCCUCUUCUUCCUCUUCCCUCUCUCUUCACAUUUCAUUAAUAUAUUAUAUUAUAUUACCUUGCAGUUAAGUUAGGUUCAGCGUAUCCAUCCGAGGUAGCAUAACAUAAUAUGGGAAAUUGCUGCGCGAGGCCGGGGGGCCCGCAGGAGAAGAAGAAGCGGAAGGAGAAGAAGGCGAAGGAGGAGGGGGCGGGGAGGAAGCUGGUGGUGCUGAGGGAGGCGACGGGGCGGGACAUAGGGGUGCGGUACGAGGUGGGGCGGGAGCUGGGGCGGGGGGAGUUCGGGGUGACGUACCUGUGCCGCGACAGGGAGAGCGACGAGGAGUUGGCGUGCAAGAGCAUAUCGAAGAAGAAGCUGCGAACGGCGAUCGACAUAGAGGACGUCAGGAGGGAGGUUGAGAUCAUGAGGCGUUUGCCCAAACACCCAAACGUCGUGUCCUUGAAGGAGGCCUACGAGGACCACGACGCCGUUCACCUCGUCAUGGAGCUCUGCGAGGGCGGCGAGCUCUUCGACCGCAUCGUCGCGCGCGGCCACUACACCGAGCGCGCCGCCGCCGCUGUUACCAAAACCAUCGUCCAAGUCGUCCAGAUGUGCCACAAACAUGGAGUGAUGCAUCGCGAUCUCAAACCUGAGAACUUUUUGUUUGCAAACAAGAAGGAAACAGCACCCCUUAAAGCGAUUGACUUUGGAUUGUCAGUUUUCUUUAAACCAGGUGAAAGGUUUAAUGAGAUAGUUGGAAGUCCAUAUUACAUGGCUCCCGAGGUAUUAAAGCGUAAUUAUGGCCCAGAAGUAGAUAUCUGGAGUGCUGGAGUAAUUCUCUACAUCUUACUUUGUGGUGUCCCGCCGUUUUGGGCAGAAACUGAACAGGGAGUUGCUCAAGCAAUUAUUCGAUCUGUUCUUGAUUUUAGAAGGGAGCCAUGGCCAAAGGUUUCUGAUAAUGCCAAAGACCUUGUGAAGAAAAUGCUUGAUCCUGACCCCAAGCGCCGGCUUACUGCCCAAGAAGUGUUAGAUCAUCCAUGGUUACAGAAUGCAAACAAAGCUCCUAAUGUUUCGUUGGGAGAGACUGUUAGAACAAGGCUCAUGCAAUUUUCUGUAAUGAACAAGCUUAAGAAAAGAGCUCUGAGAGCGAUUGCAGAGCAUUUGUCUAUAGAAGAAGUUGCUGGGAUAAAAGAAGGAUUCGAGGUGAUGGAUACUGAAAAUAAUGGCAAGAUUAACAUUGAUGAGCUUCGAGUAGGGUUGCAUAAACUAGGUCACCAAAUUCCUGAUGAAGAUGUCAAAAUACUUAUGGAAGCUGGUGAUGUAGACAAAGAUGGGUACCUAGAUUAUGGGGAGUUUGUUGCCAUUUCUAUUCAUCUGAGGAAGAUAGGCAAUGACGAGCACCUUCACAAAGCCUUCCAAUUCUUUGAUCAGAACCAAAGUGGAUAUAUUGAAAUUGAGGAGUUACAAAAAGCCUUAGCGGAUGAGAUUGAAGCAAACAGUGAAGAAGUCAUCAAUGCAAUUAUGCAUGAUGUGGACACAGAUAAGGAUGGAAGAAUAAGCUAUGAAGAAUUUGCUGCAAUGAUGAAGGCUGGCACAGAUUGGAGGAAAGCAUCAAGGCAGUAUUCAAGAGAGAGGUUUAAUACUUUAAGUCAGAAAUUGAUGAAGGACGGGUCUUUGCAACUAAACAAUGACAAUAGAGGGCUUUAGUGAUUGCAAGUUUUACUCGUGCAAAAGCCAAAGGAGAAGUCACCCUUUGAUUCUUUUUCCUUCAUUGUUAUUCUUUUCUCCAAAUUUUCUUAUUUCCUUUUGAGACACCCCUUUAUCUUGGGGCGAAAUAGUGUUUGGUUUUUAAGUUCUUUUGGGUUGUUGAGGGGGUUGUCAUCGGAGAAAAGAGAGAAUGGAGCACUGGACAAGUCUUCAAAUUGUGACUGUAUAUAUUUGCACAUAGUCACAUCAUAUCAUAACCAUUUUGGCAUUCUUAAGUAAAUCUCAAUUUCUUUUUGUUGGCGAAA